Lactuca virosa is the source of this 1287-nucleotide messenger RNA. NCBI's taxonomy places the organism in Eukaryota, Viridiplantae, Streptophyta, Magnoliopsida, Asterales, Asteraceae. The record is from the annotation of a GenBank genome assembly.
UAGACUAACAAUUAGUCCCAAAAACCCUAAAUUAGUCGACUUCAUCCUCUCAAACCGUAAAUUAGUCGUCUUCAUGUUACGCCGUCUUCCGCGUUUGUGGCGCGACGAUCAUCCUCUCAAACCGUCCCUCCGAUCAUCACAAUUGCAAAUACAAACUCCUCCACACCGUACACACCAACAUAUCAAGUUCCGACCUUUCGUACAACUGCAUCUUUCAGGAAGAAGACCAAGUCGGGAUAAGAGGCGUCACCAUUACCGAAGACCUUUUCAAAAUCGCGUCCACUGUCAUCAGAUCGAAUGUAACUACGCUCGAUAAGCGAAUCCUUCUGUUAUAGAAAAACGAAGGUACCUAACAAACAACAUCGCAAGAAAUCUCCGAUCAACGGCGAAUAUCCAACCUUACAUACCAAAUUACAGCAAAUCUGUCGAACUUUUCCUCCCGCACGUCAGAAAACUCUAGGGCUUGAUGAGACCGCCAUGGAACCUUCUAGAAUGACGCUGUACAGGUUCGGCAACGCCUCAGUCGUUAUCGACAUUUACCUGGAUUUGACUGGCUCAAGUGAACGCCCACCGUCAUGUCUAAAUUGUGUUGCCUAUAUGCAGGUUUCUCAGAGUUCAGAAGAGUCAGUUGACUGCAGCUCACCUGGGAAGCAGAUAACCCAAAGCAUUCAUCCACCACCUGCCUUUGGUUCAGCACCUAAUCUUGAAGCCCUUGCACUUGAAGCAAGUGGAAAUAAUUCUGUAAAUAGUCACACAGACAUUCCCAGAUGACAAACCAAAGCUUCUGAGUCAGUUGACAUUUGAGGUAUUUUCUGCCCCUCUUAGAUGUCUUUGUUGUUGAUGGCUACUCAUUAGAUGUUUUUGUUGUUGAUGGCUGGGCAUUUGAGGUGGAAGGCUUUGGAUUUUGCAAAGUUGGCUUGAAACCGCAAGUUCAAGAGGAGUAUCACCACGGGACAAUCCCAAGGUAUUAGUAAAGCCGGAGAAAACAUUUGAUAACGAUGGAAUCUACAUAUCAAACGUUGUGUACAAAGAAGUUUUAUGUGAUUAACAAGGGCUAGCGGAUGAAGCAACAUGAUUGCAGAUUGGUGUAGUUUAUAUAUUGGACAUGUUAUAAAUAUACAAAACUACAUGAUUGCAGAUUGUUGUUAUAAAUAUACAAAACUACAUGAUUGCAAAUUGUUGUAAUUUAUAUAUUAUAAAAUCAAGUAUGAACUGUAAGAUGAAAUUUUAAAUGUAUACUCAACUUUUGCUGUAUUGUAUGACUAUGCACCUAGCUAGAAACUCUCC